AUGGCUUCGGGUUCCACGGCCCUGGUUGGGCCUUCGGGCGGAGCAAUUGCCGACGAGUGUCGGGCCUCAAAAGUCGACGAGGGCGGCUCGAGUAACCGCAUUGAUCAGACCCUGCCGAGUUGGGACUUUGGCCGCGGCGGCCCGAGAGUCGCCGUCAGAAGCCACCAAAGUUCGUUGGACCGUCGAUAUCUGUCAUCCAACUGCAUGUUCCGUCUCUUCUGGAACAGCUCCGCCGCGCCCGCCCCACGGCCGCAGACCGGUCAAGCUGCGGCCCCGAAGCACGCAGGGGACAGAAACGCGGUGUUUAUCAAUCGAGGGGCGGAGGAUCAAUCACGAAUUGGUUGCAGUUUGGGGUUGGUGGAUGCCGCGGGUCGUCGUUCCCAAGAAGGCGUCCUGCUUCCCCCAGCUGGGGUCGAGCUGUAUGUGCCCCUUCGCUGCAUGCUUAGCCGAGCCAUUGAUAGGGGGGAGAGGAGCACGAGACUUGGAAGGCGGCGCACCAAGCCUCCGCCUCGACACUUCACCCGCAGCACCCACGCGCAUGGACGCCCAAGUCAUGUCGAUCAAAGAUACAUCUCGGACGACCUUAUGCGGUCCAAAGGAGCGAGGGCAUGGACUUUGUCGAGACAGAACACAGGCACAGCCGCACUCGGCCCGUCGUCAUGCAGUACUAGUCGCCGUGAUGCGAAGGCCGGGGCUUACAGGGCUGUUAACCUCAGAUUUCGACCGCCUCGUGGUGGGCUUGGUUCUCUUUGA
Messenger RNA from Chaetomium globosum CBS 148.51, 753 nucleotides. RefSeq lists its product as uncharacterized. The record is from RefSeq and is a predicted model, not a curated record. The transcript is spliced from 3 exons. Lineage: Eukaryota; Fungi; Ascomycota; Sordariomycetes; Sordariales; Chaetomiaceae. Bases 1 to 753 code for a protein of 250 amino acids.